GUGCUCGAUGUAAUAACAUCAUGGGAUUUUUGUGGCAGGUGUCGCUUUAUGUAACAUACAAUUUUUUGGUUGUUUGUUGCGACGCGAUCGACCCCAGACUAAACUUGUACCAAGAUGUCCGCCUCACGUACAACAGAACCUUUUAUCAUACGGUUUUCUUUCACGAAGAAGGCUCCGAUAGCUUAUUUGUUGGCGGACCAAACUUUGUGAUCCAGAUUGAUUUAAAUCAACGUGAAAUUGUAGAGCACAUCAAUCUGACAUCAACAGAGCGUUCAUGCAGCGAGAGUCCUUGUGAAAAUGUGAUCACAGCGAUAGAGCAAUUCCAAGACUGCUUGUUUGUUUGUGGCACCAAUGGUGAAAACCCACAAUGUUGGAGGCUGUAUCCUGAAGGAAAAAAUUACAAUACUGAACCUGUGAAGAGUUUUGAAGGCACUGGUAUAUCCCCACCUAAAUAUUGGCAAAAUUCAAUAUCUCUCACAGCAGAUGGUGAUCUCUACGCUGCAGCCCCUCUGUAUAAAGAUGGAACCUCUCUUCAGUUUCGCAGGCAGACUGGCAGAAGAUCCAGCAUGUGGAUGUAUGACAAAUGGGUGACAAACCCGACCUUCAUCUCUGCUUUCCUGGCCAAACGUACAGAGGACCCAGAGAACGAGAAAAUAUAUGUCCUUUUCCGUGAGAAAAAUCCAGACAGCAGCCCAGAGGCUGACCCCUGGAUAUCCAGAGUGGCACGAGUGUGUAAGGUCGAUGAAGGUGGAUCUAAGAGAUUGUUUCAGAAUGUCUGGACGUCCUUCCUGAAGGCACGGCUAGUGUGUGGGAUCCCAGGAGAGUCCCUGUACUUUAACCGUCUUCAGGAUGUCUAUGUGCAACACGGCAAGAACUGGAAAGAAUCUCGAGUCUACGCUCUCUUCACGAGUAGUUGGAACUCCACUGCUGUCUGCAUAUACUCAUUGGGUGACCUCGAUAAGGUUUUUGAGAAUUCUUCUUUCAAAGGCUACAACCAUGAGAUCCCUCACCCAAGACCUGGAACAUGUGUUGAGAACAGCAAGGCUCUGCCCAUUUCUACAAUCAGUAUCAUCCGGGAUCAUCCAGAAAUGACUGACUGGAUCCAGCCCAUUCACAAAGAAACUCCUUUCUAUACAAGCAACAACAACUACACUAGGAUAGUGGUGGAUAGAGUCCAGACUGCAGACAAACACAUGUACAAUGUGAUAUAUCUUACCACAGAUUCUGGCAAAAUACAUAAAAUAUUGGAGAAUAAAACAGAGGCCUUUAUCAUCUCUGAAACCCAGCUUUCUGAAGACCGUGCUCCUGUACAGUCUAUGACAUUAGACUCCAAAAAGAGAAAACUGUUUGUUGGAUUCUCUGAGCAAUUGUCCAUGAUGGACUUGCACAGAUGUCAGGAUUAUAACACAUCUUGUGAGACUUGCGUCCUUUCCCGUGACCCCUACUGCGCAUGGGCCGAAAACGGCUGCACCCAUGAGAUACAAGGAGGAAUUCAGAAUAUUGCCACUGGUGAAACAUCCAUUUGCCGUAAAGUAUCAGGAUCAACGAGGCGCAAACGGGACACGCUGUCCCCUUCGCCGGAGCCUCGGAGAGCCAAGCACUCUGUUCCUCUGGGUUUCCCGUUUUACCUGACCUGUCCCAUGGAUUCCCAUCAUGCUUCAUACAUCUGGAAACACAACGAGCAGAGCAGCCCUUGCCAGCAGAGUGGCUCCAAUUGCCUUCACCUCAUUCCAGCCGUUGCAGAGACUGACUAUGGCAGUUAUGAGUGUGUAUCUAUGGAGCGUGACUACACCAGGGUAGUGAGAGAGUACCAGGUUGAGCGUCAGGUCGAGGCAAGAAGUAGUCCCUACUCCUACAGUCAGAGCAAUGUUUCCGGUCUCAGGGUGCAAAGAACAUGGGUUAUUGUUGCAGUGGUGGCUUUGCUCAUUGUUCUUUAAUCUAGUGAGUUUAGAAAUCUUUGCCGAGUGCAGUAAUUCUUUGUACCAUCUUUGAGCUUUUUGCUUUGGUCUAAGCUGAUUUAAAACCAUCUCUAGACGGGUUGGACAGGGAAGGUAAAUAUUUGGAAUCCAACUAACAUUGAGGUUAAGUCAGAAGAGCCGUUGGUCUUUUGUGGCUGUGGUGUCUCUUCCCAAGGCUUCACCUCUUGUCUUGUUCCCCAGUGUCAGCAAAAGUUGUCAUCUACCUUCAGUUCAGCAUGCUAAAGGGCUUAGCAGUUGUUUGCUUCUAACAGUUUAUUUUGGUACAUAACCCUGAACAGCAGUCUUUGUUGUUUAUGUGAGGUCCACCUAGACCCAGAAUGUGUUUUGUAUUUUUAGAAGAGGCCAAAAAUACACCCAGUUUCCUCCAAUUCAUUAUGAUAAACAGGACAGUUCCCAACAAGCCCAAAGUCAAAUUCAAAAACAAACUAUUCUGCUUCUAAUUUAUCAAUUAAAUUUUUUUUCAUGCAUCAGUGACUCUCCUUGUUGGCCUACAGUCAGAGUGGACCCUGGGAUUGUGGGUUGCUCGUUGAGAUCAAGGCUGGUCCCAUAUUUAAAAUAAUGGAGGGCACAUUCCUGUUAACUGUUAGCUUUCAUCCAGCGAGCAUCUAACCAGGAAGAGUAAUAGUAAAAACACAACUGUGACAUAACAUGUUUUUCUUUAUGGGAGGAAUUCUAAAACAAGCUGAAGUACUUCUGGGUGAUAGACUUAUUACCAGGGUGUUGCCGCAGACUUGUAUACAUCUAGGGUUGACUGUAUCGAGGCGUGAAGGACACGGUGUUGCUAAGGGCCAAAGGAAAUCCCUCUCACCUAAGGAAUUUCCUUUUUUUCUGUUGGGAAUGUGUUUGGGACAGCUGUGAGAAUCUGUGAUGGGAAGAUUUUUGCGGGGUGAUACUUAUAAGGCAAUUGUAUGUAAAUGUUGGAAAAGACAGUUUAUAAAUUUGGAGUAAAAAAGACAGUUUGUAAAUUUAGAGACAGUUUAUAAAUUUAGAGUAAACCGUCUUUUGCGCAGUUAUUUUUUUUUAUUAUUUGUUUUUAGGAAGGAACACGUAACGAUAGGAAAGGAAGGUAGGGAAGGCGCCAUAGCCUUAGACUUGGAGUCUUAAGAGGUUCCUCGGCCUGAGCGUGUGUGUCAAAAGAAUAAAUAUGAAGUAGUGAAAAAAAAACGCAUGCAUUGCAACAUCGGGACAUUUUUAGUUACAGUGUGUGGGUCUUCUUCCCCUUUUGUGUUUUCAGUACCAUACGAGGGGGGAAACAAGCAUGUCGUUGAAGGGAGUAACUGAAAGUUUAAGAUUUGUGACAUUGUUUUACUGCGUCAUAGCUGACCUGCACUACUUCUUUUUGCUACAUCUACGCACUUUCUAUAAAUGAUUUGGCUCUGGAAAGCAUUGGCAUUUCACUCUGGCAGUGUGUGUAAUGGUAGGGGUUGACCAAGGGCAGAAGAAGCUGAGGACUUCUAUUAAAUAAGAGUGAAAUGGCAUUCUGAGCUGGGCACCCUGCAGGAUGAUUAAUAACUGCAGGUAUUCACUGCAAGAGUUUUUUAUUCAUUGUCGACCCUGCUUUUCCACAGCUGAAUUUUAUUUAACCUGUGUAUUCAAUUUAUUUAUGAAACUUAAAUUAUUCUACAAUUCAUUUAUUUCUUUUGAAAUAGGCUAUUGUUUCCACUGCUGAUUUCCACUGGCACUUUCUGAAAGUAAUUGGUCAGAAGUUGCCUCUGACCAUGAAGUUUAAAAAAUGCAAUCUGUACUGUUUGCACAUUUCUGUUUAAAAAAAAUAUCAUACAUUUAGUGAUCUGUGCCUGUAUCGGUUCAUAAAUUAACACAAUGGACACUGCCCUGAAACUCUCGGUUCCACUUCUUUGGAAGCUAACUUUCAUUCUAGCUACUCCCCCAGGCAAGUGGCUUUGAUCAACAGCCGGGGCAGGCUGAAAUUACUGCAGUUCAUAGAAAGGCUUGAAUUUUCUUGCAUACAGAUAUGGAAUACUGAAUUGAACCUAUGUUUUAUGUAUUAUUGAUUAAGAGCAUUCUAUGAUGGUCACUGUUAGAUAUGAUAGACAGCUACAGAAAAGCUUUAAAUGUCAAAAAAAAAAGCUUCCCUAGGUUUUCAUGUCAUCUGCUGGAUGUCUUCACUGUAAAAACUGGACCAGGCAUGAAAAUAUAUCCAAUGCCUUAUCAGUGAUGAAGUAAAACAAAAGAUAGAAAGCAUAUUUUUUAUAAAUACUUAUGAGAAUGAUAUUACAGUUUUGUUAUGGAAUACAGAUAUAUUUAUAAAAAACUUUUGACAGCAAAUUCAUGUUUUUAUUUAAAGAUGCAGAUUUGAUACUGUUAUAACCAUAAUAAAUGUAUCAAUAUUGUCAAGUUGUUUUUCAACCAACAUGGCUAUGUAAAGUGUUCUUGAAAACUUAAAGGCCUAGAGAUACUAUCCGCUAUUUAGACCCUAAAUUAGAAACCAUUUCUAAUAAGGCUUUCUGCAUCAUCAUCAGUUUCUUUUUUUUCCUCAGAGGUGAGAAGUGAGAAAAUGGAACAUAUCCAUUCAGCUGUAAAUAUUUAAACACAGUCCAUUCAGAGACAAAUCAAUUAUUUACAUGGGCUAUUGAUGCAACCUGUUUCCGUGAUGGAGUUGCACACAAUGGCAACAUGAAGAGCGCCUUAGAUGGAGAACAUGCAAAGCUGUUUACUGUAACUGCUUACCGAGACAUUUCCAGCGAAUAGCAAUUCUAAUACUCAAAUGACAAAGACAACAAAGGUUGUCAUUGAUAUGUCCCCUGCCUUCAGUAUUUCCCAGAUAUCUAUUAUGACAACUGAAUUUGCAAUGCAUGCUGCUAAAUGUGUGCUGUAGAGAGGCAUUAA
Chanos chanos (milkfish) is the source of this 4826-nucleotide messenger RNA. It is a transcript of the gene sema7a, whose product is annotated as semaphorin 7A (JohnMiltonHagen blood group). The record is from RefSeq and is a predicted model, not a curated record. Gene Ontology annotation, molecular function: integrin binding; semaphorin receptor binding; chemorepellent activity. Bases 21 to 1937 code for a protein of 638 amino acids. Gene Ontology annotation, cellular component: external side of plasma membrane; plasma membrane. Lineage: Eukaryota; Metazoa; Chordata; Actinopteri; Gonorynchiformes; Chanidae. The transcript is spliced from 14 exons. Gene Ontology annotation, biological process: negative chemotaxis; positive regulation of cell migration; regulation of inflammatory response.